AUGAACAACUUUCCAACGGCAGUGAAGCAUAUUUUGGCACCCGCCUGCGGCAUUCUUUCGGCAACGCAACUUACUCAGAUGGAUGAUCGUCUUAUGGAGAUGCACGGCUUUUCCAAGCCGUCACUUUCAGCUCUCUCAACUUCCUCAACUCAUCCUACUUCUCUCCUUUCACAGUUGGAGAUCGAACUCAGCAGGCUGGCCGGUGAUAUAGCUUCACUCCAGAAGCAGACAGACUCCCCCUCAUUUCGGCGCCAACCGAAUCCGUCCACCCCGCAUCUCCAGUCUUCACAUUCAACCCGUCAAAACGUAGCUGCCAUCUGCUGUUACCACACCAACUUUGGUGUUAAAGCCCAUCGCUGCAUCUCUCCCUGCUCCUUCGCCUCCAAGCGGAGCAAACGGGUAAAACCAGUCAACCCGAAGGUCAGUGCAGCGAAUCAUACCGACACCUCUUCCGGCUCUGGUCGCACCUUCUAUGUUUGUGACACUGCGACUCGCAGAUGUUUUCUGGUGGACACUGGAGCCCAAAUCAGCGUGGUUCCCCCAACUGCAGCUGAUCUCCGUUUUCCUAGGCGGUCUUCAUCUCCAAGCUAUCAACUGUUCCCCAAUUCCCGUUUUUGGCAGUCUGUCCCUCACCCUGAACAUUGGACUUCGUCGGUCAUUCACUUGGAUCUUUGUGAUUGCUGAGGUCCCUCAUGCAAUCCUCGGCUCGGAUUUCCUUGCCGAAUUCGAUCGCCUUGUUGACUGCCGACGUGCCCGUCUCCUCGACCGCACUACCGGUCUGUUUCUCCGUGGACUAACUCCAUUUACUGCCCCCACCAACUUAUCUGUACUGGAUACAGAUAUUGGUAGUCCUUUUCGGCAACUGCUGCUUAGCCACCCCAACAUAAUUAAACCCCAGUUUCGCAGUGGUGAGAUUCAACAAGAUGUUGUGCACCAUAUCCGCACCUCAAGCCCUCCCGUGUUUGCUUAACCGAGACGACUAGCACCGGUGCGUUUUCAGGCCGCGAAGGCGGAGUUUGAACACAUGCUGCAACUGGGAAUAAUUCGACCGUCCGAGAGCCCUUGGGCGUCCCCCCUGCACCUGGUGCCCAAGGCAACAUCAGGCGACUGGAGACCCUGUGGCGAUUAUCGUGCCCUCAUCAGCGCUACCAUUCCUGAUUGGUACCCCGUGUCUCAUUUUCACGACUUUGCUGGAGCCCUUUUCGGCAAAGCGGUUUUCUCGAAGAUUGAUCUGGUGCGUGCCUUUCAUCAGUUUCCAGUCGCCCCUAAGGACAUCCCUUAAACUGCCGUCAUCACACCCUUCGGUCUCUUUAAGUUCGUACGCCUGCCGUUUGGUCUUCGUAAUGCCGACCAAACGUUCCAGAGGUUCAUCUACCAUGUCUUACGUGGCCUGCCCUUUGUGUAUGCCUACAUUGAUGAUCUCUUGGUGGCCAGUCGGAAUGAAGAAGAAUACAAAGAGCACCUUGCCUUGGUGUUUGACCGCCUUGACAAGUUUGGCAUUGUCAUCAACCCCUCCAAGUGCGUGUUGGGUGUGCCUUCGCUGGAGUUCCUCGGCCAUCAGGUCGACUCUGAAGUUUUGCGUCCCCUCCCCUCCAAGGUUGAUGCAAUUCGUAAUUUUCCUCCUCGAACUACCAAGCGUCAGUUACAGCGAUCCCUCGGCGAGGUAAAUUUUUACCGCAGAUUCCUACCGAAUUGUGCUGACUUCAUGCUGCCGCUCACCAACAUGGUUUCUGGUCCCAACGGUCCCCUUGAGCUGACUGGUGAAGCCCUGACUGCUUUUGAGAGAAUCAAGAAUUCGCUUGCCGAUGCCAACUUACUCACGCAUCCCGCUCCCGAAGCUCAACUUUCUCUGAUGGUAGAUGCCUCGACUGUAGCUGUAGGUGCAGUCCUUCAACAAGACCUUGCUGGUUCGACUCAACCACUUGCCUUUUUCUCCAAAAAGCUCUUACCAGCUGAAACACGCUACAGUACCUUUGGCCGUGAACUACUUGCCAUUAACCUGGCUGUGAAGCAUUUCCGGCAUUUCGUUAAAGGUCGUGACUUCACUGUUUUCACUGACCACAAACCGUUGAGUUUUGCACUCAGUUCCCACUCCGACAAGUACAAUCCGAGGGAAAUCGCCCAACUGGACUACAUCUCUCAAUUUACCACCGACAUCCCCCACAUUGAUGGCACGAGGAAUCAGGUGGCUGAUAUGUUGUCCAGACCCUCACUGUCUUCCCUCCAACUCUCACACGGGGUCGAUCUUUGUGCCAUGGCGGCUGAGAAACAGCGAGUCGGUUGUCCUGGCGACGAGUCGGUUAUUGGUCUCCCACUCAAAGACGUUCCUCUGACCACCGGCUCUGGUACCAUACUUUGUGACGUCUCAACUCCCUUUCAUCGCUCUUUUGUGCCCGCCUCGAUGCGUCAAGCUGUAUUUCAAACGCUGCGUGGACUCUCCCACCCUGGGAUCCGAGCCUCUCAAAAGCUCCUCGCGGAAAGGUUUGUCUGGCCUGGCAUGAACAAGGACGUCAAAGCUUGGGCCCGGUCGUGUCUGAGCUGCCAGCGCAACAAGGUGCAGCGUCACAACAAGUCUCCACCAGGCACUUUCCCCAGUCCCGACGCACGGUUCAGCCAUGUGCAUCUGGAUGUCGUAGGCCUCUUGCCUCCAUCCAGUCGUUUAACCUACCUCCUUACCUGUGUCGAUGGAUAAACUCGCUGGGCUGAAGCUAUUCCUUUGCCGAAUGUUCAGGCUGAAACCGUCGUGAAGGCCUUCGUCAGUCGUUGGUUCGCCAUGUUCGGUGCCCCAUCCACGGUUACGACUGAUCGUGGUGCCCAGUUUGAGUCGGCACUCUUCCGAACGCUAUUCAAUUUCCUUGGCUGCACACGCAUUCGGACGACAGCCCACCACCCAGCUGCCAACGGUAUGGUGGAACGUUUCCAUCGCCAGCUAAAGACCGCCCUGCGUUCCGUAGAAGACCCAGGAAACUGGUCGGACAACCUUCCUCUUGCACUCCUCGGCAUCCGCGCAGCUCUGAAGUCGGAUCUGGGCUGUAGCGCAGCUUAA
This is a messenger RNA of Spirometra erinaceieuropaei, 3046 nucleotides long. NCBI's taxonomy places the organism in Eukaryota, Metazoa, Platyhelminthes, Cestoda, Diphyllobothriidea, Diphyllobothriidae. The record is from the annotation of a GenBank genome assembly.